Messenger RNA from Dinoponera quadriceps, 2797 nucleotides. RefSeq names its product transmembrane protein 104 homolog. The record is from RefSeq and is a predicted model, not a curated record. Bases 392 to 1963 code for a protein of 523 amino acids. The transcript is spliced from 6 exons. NCBI's taxonomy places the organism in Eukaryota, Metazoa, Arthropoda, Insecta, Hymenoptera, Formicidae.
UAACGUUUCUUCAAAACUGACAUGACGCGCACUAACCACUCCAAACUAAAUCGAGGAUGAAGAUCGAUAUUCUAAAUACCGGGGUGUAUUAAAUAAACUAUUUUUACAUGAAAAAUUUAUCAACAACUUGUUUGUGUAUCACAAACGUGAGAGCUUUCAUCAAUAACAGUCAGCAUCUGCCUCUCGUAACGGAAAGUCGUUGAUGAACUCAAGUUGAGGUCCCGAAAUUGAAGUGGAAGAUCGCGCGAAUGGGUGAAUAUGAGUACGAUAUUGUCGAUUUUGAUGUACUUAAAUGAUUCGACGCGGAGUUAGUCAUCGUGAGCGUUAAAGUACAAAGCGAUAAGGUGAUCAUCGGUAUUAGGUGUUAGGUUGCUGUCACCGACAGUGACGUAUGACGUGUGACGGCGAAGUAGAACGUUUCUCGAUACAUUCUUCGUGUCUGAUGUUGGCUUGGCCCGAGAUGAACGAGCAGAAUCUCAGCGACCAGUACUCGACCUGGGUCGGCCUCGUGUACAUCUUCAAUCUCAUCGUUGGAACAGGCGCUCUGACAUUACCUGCUGUGUUCAGCCGGGCAGGAUGGGGACUUGGACUGAGCGUCAUCUUAGUGUUAGCGUUCAUCAGCUUCGUCACAGUUACAUUCGUCAUAGAAGCGAUGGCGUCUGCUAAUGCUAUAAUCACAUGGAGGCACAUUCAGCAUCGAAAACGUGCUUUACAAACGUUGGGUGAAUCUGGUCCUUCCAAUUCAGAUUCCGAAGAUACUCCACUGGUAGCUCCCACCUCGAGUAGUCCUGAACGUUUGGAUAAUACUUAUAGAUAUUAUGUUAUUCAUGACAGAAUAGAGAUGGGCCAGAUGGCAUCUAUCUUCUUCAACAAAUUCGGCACUACGCUGUUCUACCUGUGCUUGGCUGUAUAUCUGUACGGUGAUCUGAGUAUUUACGGCGCUGCGGUUGCAAAAUCGUUAGCGGAUGUCGCCUGUACUUACCAGCCAAGCAAUCUUACGUGCAAUGACACCAUACCAGACGCUGAACUUUGCUGGGAAGGUCCCAUGUUGAACCGAAUGGACGCGUACAGAAUAUUCCUGACAGUGUUCGUGCUAUCUUUGGGGCCGUUUGUAUUCUUUAAUGUUCAGAAAACCAAGUAUCUGCAGCUAUUGACCUCGGUGAUGCGAUGGCUCGCGUUCACUAUUAUGAUCGUGUACGCUGUAAAUAAACUUAUUCAACACGGUAUUCGGGGCGAUCCACCUGUUGCAAAUAUAACCGGGAUUCCUAGUCUUUUCGGUGCUUGCGUUUAUUCCUUCAUGUGUCAUCACUCGUUACCGGCCCUGGUGGCGCCGAUCGCGAACAAAUCGAUGCUAAAUCGAUUCCUCGCGCUCGAUUACAUACUGAUCGCCUCGUUUUAUUUACUGCUGGCACUGACAGGCGCCUUCGCCUUCGAGCACCUGGACGAUCUCUACACGCUGGACUUCGGGCCACGCGGCUCGGGCGACUGCUCCAAGAGCAACAACAUCGUCAUGCUCCUUAUAGAAUAUUUCCUGGCGCUCUUCCCUGUAUUCACCCUGAGUACCAGUUUCCCCAUUAUAGCGAUCACCCUGAGGAAUAACCUGCAAUCGCUCUUUCUUAACGAGGAUACGUCUUACAAUUUGUGUCUUCGCAAACUCGUCUUCCCUAUCUUGGCAGUGAUACCGCCGUAUCUGAUCGCAAUGAGCACCAAGGAUCUGUCGAUAUUGGUCGGUAUCACCGGAUCGUACGCUGGAGCGGGGAUUCAAUACUUGAUACCCACCUUCUUGGUCUAUUACGCUAGGCAAGAGACCAAUAAGGUAAUCGGCCUCGGCGUCGUGAACAAAUUCGCAAGCCCCUUCUCCGGCAGAUGUUGGCUCUUCUUCGUCGUGAUAUGGGCGAUCGCCUGUAUGAUCUUGGUGUCGGUCAAUUUCAUACAGAUACAUCUCGUGCCGAGUAGCGGAUAACGACGUGAACACCCUCCGUGUCGUACAUAAUCAAAAGAGAAGAAGAGGGCCUCGCUCUUCGGACGUGGCUCCUGUUGUGUGAAAUUGUAUGAAAGGGAGACGAGAGUUUACGAAAGUUGUUGAUCGCAUAUCCGGAGCGGUACGGUUUCGCGAAGUAUCGCUGGCGAGGUUAUCGCGAUUAUUAUUGAAGUCGCGAGGAACGUAGGCGGAGAACGACUGACGACUGGUUCGCGAGGAUUUAUAUCCCUUAGGGUAGCUUAAUGAUUUAAGACAUUUGUGCGAGGCAGUGCAGUAUGCCGGCACGUGUCUAUGACGAAACGACAAUAUUCUGGCACAAGUCGGCGCGUACAAGUCGAAUAUUAGAUAAGUCCGGAAGCGUAGACCGUUAAUGUGCGUAACAGGGAAUCUCUCCAUUCUUCUCUUUGUAUUUUUACUUUGCCAAAAGAGGAGAAAGAGCGGGAGGUGAGAAGGAGAAAGAGGAAGGAAUUGCUCCGGCUACGGACUUGGCGUAGUUUCGUUGCGAUAUUCUCUCUGAUCACUGUUAUCGCAUUUUGUAUCCUUUUACGCGGCGCAGUCUCGUUCUUUGUAUUCUUAUGCAUUUAUGACGAAAUACUAAUAAUAGCGAAAUCGGGUAGUGAGAUAGCGGCAACAGCAAGAGAGUGCGUAACGUUUAUAUGUUUUGUUGUUGAAUCAUAUUUUUGUAUAGGGUAUAUAUAUACAUAUGUAUAAAACUGCCAAAAGAGAAAUGGUAUUCGCAACGUAUGUCCGGUCAUACCUGUGUACCUGUACCGAAACGUAAUAGCAAUGCAAUGGAGAGAACGUUGCGGGUAUAUG